Molecule: messenger RNA, 273 nt
Organism: Mucor velutinosus
Lineage: Eukaryota; Fungi; Mucoromycota; Mucoromycetes; Mucorales; Mucoraceae
Exons: 4
Coding region: 1-273 (90 amino acids)
Biological process (GO): kinetochore assembly; replication fork processing; resolution of meiotic recombination intermediates
Cellular component (GO): FANCM-MHF complex
Source: RefSeq, a predicted model, not a curated record
AUGGAUACAGAUGCACCCACGUUGAACCCUGAUACCGUGUCAAAAGUGUUCAAAUCCUCUUUCAAGAACCAAAACUCUAGGCUCAACAAGGAAGCUCUCCAUCUUUCAUGCGAGUUUCUACGUUUAUUCACAGUGGAGGCUCUUCAUAGGGCAUCUGAUGAACAAGACAGAAUCGAGAGCUCCAUAUCAGAUGAAACUGGCACAACACCCAGAAAAACAUUGCAGGUUGAACAUCUGGAAAGAAUACUGCCACAGCUUUUAUUGGAUUUUUAA